AUGGAUCUUAUGGAUGCUAUACGUAAUCUACAGCAAAGCACUACCACUGCUUAUCCGAUAGGUAUGGGAAUGGGACCUCCUGCCGGGUACGGAAUGGGACAGUUUCAGUUUGGAGGAGGCAUGGGUGGAGGGGGCAUGGGCGGAUUUCCCGGUGGCCCCCAGCCCCCACCAUCUCAGGAUAUUUUCAGUUUACCAGCUGAUCCCCUACUUGACAGCAAUUUCUCUCAGCCACUCCUACCCACUAAUACCGGAGGGGCUGGACCCCCAGGGGGUGGUCAACCCCCUCAGCGGGCCGGGGGCAAAGUUGAUGCAUUCUCUGAUCUGGUCUCAAUAGCUCGUGACAAAACAACAUCAAAACCAGAACUGGCCCCUCCCACAAUAUUCCAAGCUCCUCCCACUAAUACAGAAACUCCACCCCCUUUACCAUAUCGUCCACCUGAUUUAGACUUCACUGAUGCUCCGCCCACUACUUCUGGCCCCGCCCCUUCUGGGUUUGACGAUACUUUUGGUGCAUUGCCCCCUGCCCCCGGGACAGGGGGUGGGUUUGGAGGUGGUAUGGAUAUGUUUGGUGAUAGCUUUACUAGCGGAGGGGGCGGAGCUGCCCCCUCCCUCUUCUGGAGCUAA
Messenger RNA from Amphimedon queenslandica, 624 nucleotides. RefSeq names its product U1 small nuclear ribonucleoprotein C-like. Lineage: Eukaryota; Metazoa; Porifera; Demospongiae; Haplosclerida; Niphatidae. Bases 1 to 624 code for a protein of 207 amino acids. The record is from RefSeq and is a predicted model, not a curated record. The transcript has a single exon.